Messenger RNA from Populus nigra (black poplar), 3395 nucleotides. RefSeq names its product protein STICHEL-like 2. The record is from RefSeq and is a predicted model, not a curated record. Bases 444 to 3350 code for a protein of 968 amino acids. The transcript has 7 exons. Gene Ontology annotation, biological process: DNA-templated DNA replication; DNA repair. Gene Ontology annotation, molecular function: ATP hydrolysis activity; DNA binding; DNA-directed DNA polymerase activity. Gene Ontology annotation, cellular component: DNA replication factor C complex; DNA polymerase III complex; nucleus. Lineage: Eukaryota; Viridiplantae; Streptophyta; Magnoliopsida; Malpighiales; Salicaceae.
UCCUGUACAGUUGAUACUCCCACAGAAAAAUCAACAGGGUUCCUGUACUCCUGUACAGUUGAACUGCUACGUUAUAUCUUCUUCAAAGACAUCGCCUGUCAAAACCAAGACGACCUGUUUUGUUGUGGGCUCUUCGGUACUCCGCCUUUUACGCUAUUAUUCAAGCAUUUGCUAACUUCGAUGUUUGAAUAAUUUCCAUGGACGUUGUAGUAGCAUGAAUUACGUUUCCAUUUAAUUUAUUUUCCAGAAGAGCAAUGGGAUUGGCUUAACGUUUGUGCAUGCUCUCCUGGCUGUCUUCUUCAUCUUGAUUCUCUUCUCUGUUGCGCUUCUUUUUGGAGGUUAAAGGAUGAGAUUACAUCUCUCUAUGGUGGUGGAUCCUGAAAUUUGAUUCUGGAGUGGGCCAAAGGAGUUCAUUUCUUAUUCUUACUUUUUCAUUUUGGAAGAUGGCUGACGGGAGGCGACAUUCAGUCGAUAUUCCCAUAACAAGAACCCUCAUAGCCCUCAGGAGAGUGAGGUCACUACGGGAUCCAUCAACCAAUUCUAUGAGCAAAUUCUCUGCUUUGCUGGAAAAUGCCACCUGGGAAACAAAUUCCACCAAAGAAAUAUCUAUACAGUUUGCCGAUGUUUCCAAAGAAGGUCGCUUGAAUCACACUGGUCUUUCAGGAUGGAAAAAUUUAGGUCUUGAUGAACAUCAGGAGGAACAAGUUGAUAAUUUUGAUUCGCAAUAUGAUAUGGGAAGGUCCGAGUUAAUUUUCCGUGAGAGUUCGGGUGGAGUGAAAAGUAUGGAUGCUCCUCUUAGGACCGAAAAGGUUGAAGGGGAUAAUUGUGAGAGAGAGGCUAGUGGAACUAAGUUGUUGAGUGAAGAAUAUUAUGGCAGUCAUAGGAACAAAGUGUUGGAUUUGGUAUGCUCCACACCUUUGAGCAAUCAACUGGAGGACCGGGAUUCAACUAGUGGACCCAUUACAGGAUCUCCACUAGGAGAAAGUAUUGGCCGAUCUGCUCCCAGACAAAAACCUCGAUCCAAAAAUCAAGUCAAGUCAUACAGUGAGGAGGGUGACGUUUUGAGUCGUGCAGGUAGUCCAUGCUUAUCUGUCAGUGAUGCUUUGUCCAGCCAUAGCACGUCAUUGUUUGCUAAUGAAGAGACUGAUUUCAUGGUUCAAAAUGACCGUGGAUGUGGGAUAAGCUGCUGCUGGACUAAAACCCCAAGACUCAGAGAUUCAAAUCCAUAUUCCGAUGCAGAAGGCAAUCCAUUAUUGUCCAGAGAUGUAGCUGAGACAAUUCCUCGUGGGAAGAGGAGCUGGAAGCACACUACAAAUGAAACUCCUAGGAGUUUGAGUCAGAAAUUUAGGCCAAAAUCUUUUGAUGAAUUGGUGGGACAACAUGUAGUGGUAAGAUCUCUUUUGGGUGCCAUUUCUAAAGGAAGGAUAACCUCUUUAUAUCUCUUCCAUGGUCCUCGUGGUACAGGCAAGACCUCUGCCUCGAGGAUAUUUGCUGCUGCCCUGAAUUGCCUCUCACAUGAGUACAAACCAUGUGGGGUCUGCCGAGAAUGUGUUGCGUUCUUUUCUGGGAGGAGCCGGGAUGUGAAAGAAGUUGACUCCAUGAGAAUUAAUCGGACCAAAGGGAUUAGAUCUCUUAUAAAGAAUGCAUCAAUGCCAGCAAUUUCAUCACGUUUCAAAGUUUUCAUUGUUGACGAGUGUCAUUUGUUGCAUGAAGAGACAUGGGGAACUGUUUUGAAUAGCCUAGAGAACCUGUCGCAAAAUGUUGUCUUUGUGAUGAUCACUCCUGAACUUGAUAUGCUACCGAGAAGUGCAGUCUCUCGGUCUCAAAAAUAUCAUUUUCCAAAGAUAAAAGAUGCUGAUAUAGCCGGCAGAUUGAGGAAUAUCUGUGUUGAAGAAGAUCUUGACUUUGAUCAGGUUGCUUUAGACUUCAUUGCUGCUAAGUCAAGUGGUUCCCUUAGGGAUGCUGAAAUUAUGCUUGAUCAGUUGAGUUUGCUUGGUAAACGAAUUACAAUGUCCUUGGCCCAUGAGCUUAUUGGAGUGGUUUCUGAUGAUGAAUUGUUUGAUUUGCUGGAUCUGGCUUUGUCAUCUGACACGUCAAGCACUGUCAUAAGAGCCAGGGAAUUGAUGAGGUCCAGGAUUGAUCCUAUGCGACUUGUAUCACAGCUGGCAAAUCUCAUAAUGGAUGUUCUUGCUGGAAAAUGCCAAGAUAAUAGUUCUGAAGUCGGAAGAAAGUUUUCAAGGAAGCAUGCUUCUGAAGGAGACAUGCAGAGACUCAGUCAUGCAUUGAAAAUACUAUCUGAAAGUGAGAAGCAACUGAGGAUGUCAAAAAACCAAAGUACAUGGUUAACAGUAGCUCUUCUGCAGUUGAGCUCGCUGGAAGCCUCUCCCAUGGAUGUGAAUGAUUCAAAGUCUUCAAUGAGAAAUGGACAUGACCGAGAUGGGGACUUUUCGAGCACGCCAUCCACCGGGGAGAGCUUGAAGCAUCUUGUCCUGCAUUCAUGUGAAGACAGGAAGUCGGAAAGAUUGCAAGUACAAGGGGAUUGUAAAGUGACAUUGGAUUCCAUAUGGAAGAGAGCUAGUGAAUUAUGCAAAUCAAAUUCACUCAGGAAUUUUCUUAGGAAACAAGGGAAACUAUCUUCUCUUCAUUUUAAUAAAGGUCUGGCAGUAGCUGAAUUGGAAUUCCAUCAUCCAAACUAUGCAUCCAAGGCUGAAAAGUCAUGGAAGUUUAUUGCAAGUUCACUGCAAACAGUUCUGGGUUGUAACGUUGAAAUCCGGAUCAAUCUUGUAGUUUGUGCUCCUGUGUCAAAGUGUGCCAAACUAAGGAGGCUAUCUUUUAGUUUGUUUGGUUGUUCUCGGAUAACACGUCACAAGUCACAUCCACCCAUGGAAUGUGGAUGUGGAAGUGACUCCGACUACUCUGAUCACAUCUCUGAGAAGCCUAUGAUAAGGGAGAAAGCUAUUUCAGCCUGUCCCUCUGAUUGUGGAUCUCAAAUACCACACAGCUGUUAUCACAAAGUGGAAGUAGGGAAGGCUUUAAGAAAUAGUGAAGGUAAUGUGCUGAGCAUAGGGCCAACCUCAUCUCACAGAUCACUACCUAAUGAUACAUCCCAAACACCUGGGUAUGGGUUUCCUUCUUCAAAGGCUGGAGAAAGCGACCAUGACUAUACAAUUUUCUCUGGUCGAGAGGCUGAGGAUCAGCCGAACUGCUUUCCUAAAAGCCUUAGGCUGCCAAAGAAGUCUCGUUCUUCAGAGACUACUAAAGUGAUUCGUAUUUGUACUCAUCAAGAAAACAAGCUGGCAUUGUCUAUCCCUGGGAAGGAAUCUGUUGAAAACAUGCACCAUUGCCAGUGAUUCAUAUUUAUUAAGUGGCAACAACUACAACUCCACAAUUGAGAA